AUGGCAACGGCUCAGAAGAUUCUCAUCAGCCCUCAGAACACCGGCUUGUUAGGGGUUAAGCAGACAGACGAAGCUGCUAAUAAAGCCAGCCAACUACUUCAAAAGGACUUGGAGUCAUUCCAUGUCUUCUUCAACCAGGACGGUUUUCACAACCAUCUAGUCCACCACAUCCUGACCCUCUACGGCACCGGGGCCGACCCAGCAGCCCUGCAGCAAGGCUUCGAUGGCAACACAGGCUACCAGCGGCCGGUUCAGCCCAACCAUGACCGCGUCAUUGAAGAUCUCCAGACGUGGUCGCACGCGAGCAAGUAUGUAGGCAAGGAGCAGUACUACCCAGACUUCCUCGCCUUCUUCCAGCGAGAAAUCGACAGCAAGGGCUGGGAGGCCGUGCUGGCCGAGUACCUCUUCACCGGCACAGAGGCAGCCGACGACCUGCUGGUGCGGCUCUAUGCCGGUGUACUCCACCCACUGAUCCAGCUCAUGUAUGGCAUGGAGUGGAAUCAACCGGCCAUCGUGGCCGAGGGUCUUGCACAGACAUGUGUGCACAAGGACAACUUCAAGGAUGAGUUGCUCGCUGCUGAGAGGAACGCCAACGACGAGUACGGCAAGACGGGCGCGAAGAUGCCGACCAUCGCCUCCCUGCUGAGGGAGGUGCGUGAGAACCAGAAGCUGGCCACGGCCGCGAGGUUCGAGGACGGAAAUAAGAUCCGCGACGGCGUCUUCGGGCGCGCGCGGGACGAGAUGGUUGCGAUUAUGAGCAAGGUCAAGGUACGCCCGGAGGAGAUCGAGGAGAAGACGGCCGAAAUGUUCAACACUGCGGUGUUCAUGGCCGCCGGGGCUACGUUCCACCCGCCAAAGAUCAACAAGUUUGACUUUUUCCUCAUGCAUCAUGCCAAUUCAUGCCCCAUUUUCCUGACCUUCAACGCUCAGCCGUGGUUAUCAGCUGAGAAUAAAGCCCGCUUGUUGGAAUGGAAGAUUCGAUACGACCUGUUCCAGUACGCGGCCAGGGGUGUCCCCAACCUGUCUCUGGAUGAGAUCAAGGCGUACCAGCCCAAGGCACCGACAAGCGCAUCCGGAGCCGAGGUCGCAUUGAAGAUCCACAGGAUGUCCGACGACGGGCACGCCAUCAAGCUGGCCAGGGCGGCCAGCAUCUGUGAGCAGAUCACGAAGAAAUACCAAGACAAAGAGUGGGUUUUGAUCAAGGGAGACGAUACGUGGAAGAGGGUUCACCACCUUAUCCUCGAUUCACUGCAAUCGCCUGGGGAGUACUGGGUGAGGAGCGCGGGCAUGGACGAGGCCUGGAAGAACUUUCCAAAUGUAAACAAGCUGUAA
Diaporthe amygdali is the source of this 1332-nucleotide messenger RNA. Its product is annotated as HypA protein. The coding region runs from base 1 to 1332 and encodes 443 amino acids. The transcript has 4 exons. NCBI's taxonomy places the organism in Eukaryota, Fungi, Ascomycota, Sordariomycetes, Diaporthales, Diaporthaceae. The record is from RefSeq and is a predicted model, not a curated record. Gene Ontology annotation, molecular function: oxidoreductase activity.